This is a messenger RNA of Gambusia affinis (western mosquitofish), 2703 nucleotides long. Its product is annotated as G-protein coupled receptor 35-like. The record is from RefSeq and is a predicted model, not a curated record. The transcript has 2 exons. Lineage: Eukaryota; Metazoa; Chordata; Actinopteri; Cyprinodontiformes; Poeciliidae. The coding region runs from base 388 to 1296 and encodes 302 amino acids. Gene Ontology annotation, cellular component: membrane. Gene Ontology annotation, biological process: positive regulation of Rho protein signal transduction; phospholipase C-activating G protein-coupled receptor signaling pathway. Gene Ontology annotation, molecular function: G protein-coupled receptor activity.
GGGGUUGAUGGGCAAUAAAUCUUUAUAACAUUUUUAAAUUGUUGCAUCAAACUAAUAUAUUAACUCUUCAGUUUUGUUCUAAUGAAAUGAGAUGUUCCUUUUAAGAGGGUUUUGAAAUCUAUGUCUGUGUGUCCCUCUUAAGUCAGGUGCAGUUCUUAGAAUUGAUUAUGCUAAUGAACUUUUCUUAGAAUGAACAAAUUUCUUGUGUCCUAUUUUAGAGAUCAGCUUAAAGAUUCUUGAGAAGAACAAGCAUGUGUGGCUUUAGGUAUCGUGUUUAUCAAAACAGGAAGAAAAAAAACCACACAGAAACUGUUAGUAAGCAGGCGGGUUGAUACAGUCAGAAACGCUGAUGAUUACGAGAGCAAGACGUUUGGUGGCUUUUGGCGGAUGAAGUUCAAAAUGUGCUCCAAUGAUAGCAUAACCACUACGGCAACCAACAACACCGCCGAUUCAUGCGUCAACAGCAUCCUGAAGGGUUCGGGUUACAGUCUUGUGUUUCUCCUCGGCCUCGUCGUCAACGGCGCUGCUCUGAGGGCCUUCGUCGCAAUGCGGGCCUACUGGACCGACACGCACAUCUACAUGCUGAACUUGUCUCUGGCUGACUUCACCCUGGUCCUUCUCCUUCCCUUCAGGAUUUACGACGCCUUUUUCUGCCUGCCUAAAACUUUGCUCUGCACUUUCCUAAUUUUUAUUCACUUCGUCAACAUGUACGCCAGCAUCCUGACCAUGACAGCCAUCAGCGUCCACCGCUACCUGACCAUCAGGUUCCCUCUGCAGGCCAGAUCAUGGAAGAGGAGGAAGGAGGCAGCUGUCGCAGUCUGCUUGUUCAUCUGGGUGGUGUUAGUUUUAAUCGUUAUUGUUUUUCGCAACGAUAACCAUCCUGAAAAACUCUGGACUUGCUAUGAAAGAUGUAAAAAUAUCAGAAUCCGUCCACAAUUUAACUUGCUCCUAUUGUCUCUCGGCUACCUGGCUCCUCUGCUGACAAUUGUGUUCUGUUCCAGUCGGAUCAUCUGUACUUUGGGGAAAGAGCAAAACAAGUCGGAGGAAAGGAAAAGUAUUGUUGGAAUAAUAAAAGCAAACAUGAUUGUGUUUCUUGUCUGCUACACACCAUUCCACAUUGCGCAUGUUGUAAGUUUAUUCUACAAGGUUCCACCAAACUGGAGGGACAUAUAUCUGCCAAGUCAUACGUUUUUACAAGUGUCUGAAUGGAUCGCCUCCACAAACUGCUGCUUUGAUUCCAUCAGCUACUAUUUUUUAUUAAAAAGGUUUUACACUCAGGGACGCUUAGAGCUGUAGGGUUAAGGCUGAGAAAGCUAAGACAGAGGGGCAAGGCUCCAAUAUCACAACAAAAUGAAUCCCAUUCUGUUGUUAUAUUGGAAGGUUUAUCUUUUUGCUGUUAGAGCCAGCCCAAUGUUUAUUCAAGUUCCAUCCAUCCAUCCAUUUUCUAUACACCCUUUGUUCCCAAUGGGGUCGGGAGGGUUGCUGGUGUCUAUCCCCAGCUAACGUUCCGGGCGAGAGGCGGGGUUCACCCUGGACAGGUCGCCAGUCUGUCGCAGUUAUUCAAGUUCCAAAAUACUUUAUUGAUCCCAAAGAUUAAUCAACUCAAAAGACUUUAGCAGAGUAUCAUUUAGAGCUCCAUCUUCAGAUACACCCACCAUUCACCACAUAACUACUGAAACUUCUUCUGAUUUGAUGUUUGCUCAGUUGUUUUGAAUUCAACUUGUUUUGUAGUUUCUAACUGCAUAAAUAGAUAUGGGAAGGUUUGUAUUGUGUUGUAUUUCAAGUGCUGAAAUGAAAAAAUGUUAUAAUACUUCAUUUUAUUGAUAGGUUGUGUAUGUCAGCAACAAUGAAAGUAAAAUACCUUUUACAAAUGAAGUGGAUUGAAUGAUUUUACCUGAAAAGUGUUUGGUAAUAGUUUUUUCUACAAUUAAGUUUUCUCCAUUUUUACAUUUGGUUCCUUUGUUUGUUUUUUGUGGGCUCUAGUGUCCCUUAUUUGAAAGUAGGCUGACAGGAAAGGGAGAAAGAGAGGGGGGAAGACAUGUGGCAAACGUCGGCCGGGUCCGGGAAUCGAACCCGCGACCGCCGUGCCGAGGACCGAAGGCUCCCAAAUGUGGGUCGUGCCACCCCCACGCCACCACAGCAUGCCUGGUUCCUUUGGUUUUAGGCAACAAAAUAAAUAAAUAAACUGCUUUGUGUUAUCUGACUGAGUUCAGUUCUAUUUUUAAGAUUCUUGAGAUUGAAGGUCAAGUUCUGCUUGAAACUUGAACUGAAAAACAUCACACAGGAAAUGUAAAACCCACACAUGCAGCUACCCAUGAAAGUAGUGAGCUCAUGCAGUUAAGACUAACUUUCAAAAGAAUGAUAAUGAAAUUCCAUGUAUUUGUAAAGUCAGACAAGCUGGCAACUGAUUGUACAGCUCAGUUUGCAUGUGUACUUGUACUUUUAUCUUGAAUUGAUUGUUUUUAAAAAGUUACCUGUCUCUAUGAGUUGGAUUUCCUAUCAAGUUGCACCUUUUAUUAUUUGCUCAUUUGCUGUUGUGUGCUUGUGAAGAACAUUUAGUUUAAUAUGCUGUGAAAACCAAGUCACAUAGAUUAACCAGUAAUAAAGGCCAAACCAUUUAUCACAAUUUUGCACUGUAUGCUUUCUUCCUCCGGUGACGUAAAUGCAACCGAUGACACAAAUAAAAGCAAAAACACCAGCCAC